AAACACAACAAACAUUCAACAUUUUGAGAACCCUUUCUUUUUUUUUUAUAGCGUUUUAAGAGCCCUUGGUGUAAGACAAAAUGGCGAUUAUCAAGGAUGAAGAUAAUGAAAAGACCACCUUAUACACAAAGAAAGAGAUAGAAGAGUCACCACAAGAGGUGAUUGAAUUCGAUUCACAAUGGCAACAGCUACCAAGUGAUCGCCAGAGGAGUCCACCUUCCCCACCUCCUAAUUGUUGUCAACAUGCUUGUCAAUCCAGCUCUAGCUCUGUGCCACAAGGUGACUAUCAAUGGCAACAUGGUCAAAAGAGUUCACAGCCACUACUCGAACCACAAUGGCUUUACGGUCAGAGAAGCUUUGAACUAAUGCCUAACCAAUGGUAUCAUCACUACCACCCUGUUGGUAGUUCAAAUGGGUCCUCUUCAUAUGGGAUUGCACAAAGGGAGCACAUGAGAUUCACUGGGCUAGGAAACAUGGUUGCUACUCCAAGGCCAAAUAAUGCAACCACAACAAACAUGCCUGUGAAUCCUGGUCCUUUACCAUCAAGCUCUACAACUUCUGAUAUGCCCAGCAGUUCAAGAUCAAAACGAAUGAUGCGAGAGAUGCCAGCGCCUAGUCCAUCCAAAUCAAAACAAAGGACAUCAGAAAUGUUGGGUAGUUCCAACACAAUACCAUCGAGGUCUGAUAUCCCUGGCAUUUCUCUAGCCUCAAGACGAACAAUAAAGGAUACUGCUGGAAAAGAAGAAUCAGUGGAUGAUAUACUAGCUAGAGCAUUAAAACCUACCAUCAAUGUGAUAUUUCUCACCGGACCCCUUUGAGUUUGAAUAGUCAUGAUGCACUCAAUAUUGUUUUUGCAAUUUUGUAUAACAUUUCGACAUCUUUUUACGAAUUAUAGAAAGCAAUUGCUACCUUGAUGGGCAGACUUACGUAGUGCACAAAAUGUGCAAACGGAUGAAAAUGAGCAGAAAAUGCAGAGAGAAGAUGUUGAUGAAACGGCGCCACAAGAACAAAAUGGUGAGGAAGAAGAGAAUAAUAUAAAGAAGAAGCAGUU
Molecule: messenger RNA, 1051 nt
Organism: Rubroshorea leprosula
Lineage: Eukaryota; Viridiplantae; Streptophyta; Magnoliopsida; Malvales; Dipterocarpaceae
Source: the annotation of a GenBank genome assembly